This is a messenger RNA of Aureobasidium pullulans EXF-150, 1140 nucleotides long. RefSeq lists its product as uncharacterized. Bases 22 to 957 code for a protein of 311 amino acids. The record is from RefSeq and is a predicted model, not a curated record. NCBI's taxonomy places the organism in Eukaryota, Fungi, Ascomycota, Dothideomycetes, Dothideales, Saccotheciaceae. The transcript has a single exon.
ACUAUUCAGAAAUCAAGCACCAUGUACGAGUCAAGGAGAAAUUCAGAAUGGUCACCAUCAGACCUCACCGCAGUCCCGACACCCACCAUAUCUCGCACACCAACACUAGCCCUCGACAUCAACAACCCAGCCGACCUAGAAGCCCAACUCCUCCGUCUCAAAGAACGCAGAGGCAGUGAUAACAGCACAACCUCAACUGCAACUCACAUAUCAACCCCCGACCUCGAACAAAACCAAACGUCCGAAACAACGACAACACCCGCAAAACCAAACACCCUGUCGACCUACCUAACCCACCCUAUCACGCCAUCCUCUACCUACACCCUGACCCAAUUCCUCCUCCUCUCCCUCGCCACAGGAAUAAUAGACGCAACCACAUUUUCCCUCUACAGCGUCUUCGUCACAAAACAAACAGGCAACACCAUUUUCCUCGCCCUCGCCGCCUUGCAACACACCUCCGUCUCCCAAACCGAACCAAACGUCGCAAUCUCCAUAUCCCUCUUCUUCUGCUCCGCCAUCCUCUUCGGCCACCUCGGUCACCGCAUGGGUUCAUCCACAUGCCUCUGGCUAUCGGUGUCAAAUCUCAUCUCCACCGCUUUAAUCUUCGCAGCAACAGCUCUCCGCUAUUUCGGCCCUGCUCAACGCACCGGUCCCUACGCACUGGGCGUCAUCGCUCUCCUCAGUAUAGGCAUGGGCGCUCAAGUCACCAGUGCAUUUUCCGCAAAGAUCCCCGAUGUAAAUACCACCAUGAUCACAGGCGCCAUCGUCCAACUCGCCACCGAUGAAACCGUAUUUGCAAAAGACAAUGUUGCGAGGACGAGACGGGUGUUGUUUUUCGGAGCCAUGUUGGCGGGUGCGUUUGUGGGGGCUGGAUGUGCCAGUUGCAUGGAUGCGGCGCUGGGAUUGCUGGUUGCGGGGAUCGUCAAGAGUGCGGUUACGAUCAUGUUUUUGUUCUGAGAUGACCUAGGGGGGAGGAGGAGAGGGAUCGAAGAACAGGACAGAGGGGAGGUAAUGAUGGUGUGGUAUGGCGUUUGAGGGUCUCCACAUGCUCUGAUGAUUUUUUUAUGACAAGGUACACGAUUUCUAAUGACGCAAAAAGAUAGAUAUGAGAUUAAUGACAUGAUGCACGAAAGAUGGUCA